Lycium ferocissimum is the source of this 1644-nucleotide messenger RNA. Its product is annotated as polyadenylate-binding protein RBP47. Lineage: Eukaryota; Viridiplantae; Streptophyta; Magnoliopsida; Solanales; Solanaceae. The record is from RefSeq and is a predicted model, not a curated record. Gene Ontology annotation, cellular component: cytosol. Gene Ontology annotation, molecular function: mRNA binding. The transcript has 6 exons. The coding region runs from base 157 to 1428 and encodes 423 amino acids.
AACUCGUCUCCCUCUUUUCCACUUCCUCUCUCUCAUUACCCGGAAAGUUACAUACCUUAUACUCACACCUCUCUCUCUCUAAAGUUAAGAAAAAACUUCAAGAACUAGAGAGAGAAAGUGUGUGUGAGAGAGAGAGGAAGAAAGGGUUAGAUUAAAAUGAAUGGUGGAGAUAUGAAUCAGCAACAGCAACAACAACAACAACAGCAACAACAACAGCAGUGGGUUGCGAUGCAGCAGUAUCAGCAACAAUGGAUGGCGAUGCAGUAUCCAGCAGCAGCAAUGGCGAUGCAACAGCAGAUGAUGUAUGGACAACAAUACAUGCCUUAUUACCAUCAACAGCAACAGAAGCAGCCUACCCCUCAGAUUCAAAGCUCAUCUGAAGAUAACAAAACUGUCUGGAUUGGUGAUCUUCAACAAUGGAUGGAUGAAAGUUAUCUUCAUUCUUGCUUUUCUCAAGCUGGAGAGGUUAUUUCUGUGAAAAUUAUUCGAAAUAAGCAAACUGGUCAAUCAGAGCGUUACGGAUUUGUUGAGUUCAAUACUCAUGCCGCAGCAGAGAAAGUGCUACAGAGCUACAAUGGCGCUAUGAUGCCAAAUGCGGAGCAGCCUUUCCGCUUAAAUUGGGCAGCCUUCAGCGCUGGUGAAAAGCGUGCAGAGACUGGUUCUGAUUUCUCGAUUUUUGUAGGAGAUUUGGCUUCUGAUGUUACUGACACAAUGUUACGUGACACAUUCGCAAGUAGAUAUCCAUCUCUUAAAGGUGCAAAAGUAGUAGUAGAUGCAAACACAGGCCACUCGAAAGGCUAUGGCUUUGUAAGGUUUGGUGAUGAAAGCGAGAGGUCUCGGGCCAUGACUGAAAUGAAUGGUCAAUAUUGUUCCAGCAGGCCCAUGCGUGUUGGUGUUGCUACCCCAAAGAAACCAUCAGCUCAGCAACAAUUUUCUUCCCAAGCUGUGAUAUUAUCUGGUGGAUAUGCAUCAAAUGGUGCUGCAACCCAUGGAUCCCAGUCUGAUGGCGAUUCAUCAAACACUACAAUUUUUGUUGGAGGACUUGAUUCUGAAGUCACUGACGAGGAACUGAGGCAGUCCUUUAAUCAGUUUGGGGAAGUGGUCUCUGUGAAGAUACCUGCCGGAAAAGGAUGUGGUUUUGUACAAUUUUCUGAAAGGAGCUCUGCUCAGGAAGCCAUACAAAAAUUAAGUGGAGCAGUAAUUGGCAAGCAGGCAGUUCGUCUUUCCUGGGGGCGAAGUCCCGCAAACAAGCAGAUGAGAACUGAUUCUGGUAAUCAGUGGAAUGGGGGCGGCUAUUAUGGAAGGCAAAAUUAUGGAGGAUAUGGAUAUGGCGCAUCACAAAAUCAGGAUUCUGGCAUGUAUGCUGCUGGAGCAGCUUAUGGAGCAUCCUCUAAUGGCUAUGGUAAUCACCAACAGCCUGUUAGCUGAGCUCUAACGGACUCUGCUGCUAAUUGAGAGAUUGCCAAAACACUCUUUUUCUCUUUUGGGGGGGUUCAAAUUUAAGUUUACUUAAAAAGAUUAAAAGCAUAGAGUUUGAUGAGAAUUUUGUAGCUGGAUUUAUUUUAUGCAUAGUGAGUCCAAGAUAUGUGAAACUUAUACCUACUAGAGAUUUUGAGUUAUAAUGAUUGGUGAACUUAUUUCGAA